AUGCAGUUCAAGCUUUCUCUCGUCGCCUUCAUGGCUGCCACCGCCGUGGCUGCCCGCACCAGGUGCGUUGCUCCUGAGCCGUCCGAGGAGCUUCUCGAGGUCUCCCGCGAGAUGGGCUUGAGGGAGGCUGCUGCGAGGGACUCUGGCAUUUCGGCUCGUCAGUCGAGCAGCAUCUCCGUCCCCGUUUGGUUCCACGUUGUUGCCGCCAGCGAGAGCGUUGACGACGGCUACAUCACGGAUGCCAUGAUUGCGGACCAGCUCGAGGUCCUCAACGGCCACUACGCCCCGCACAGCGUCUCCUUCACCCACGCCGGCACCACCCGCACCGUCAACCGCAGCUGGGCCGACGACGGCAACGAGCUGGCCAUGAAGCGCAGCCUGCGCCGCGGCGACUACAAGACGCUCAACAUCUACUUCCAGCGCACCCUCACCCAGGACGCCCUCGGCUACGCCUACUUCCCCACCACCGUCGCCGAGGGCUCGAGCGACUACUACCUCGACGGCGCCUCCCUCAUGGCCCAGUCCGUGCCCGGCGGCAGCGCCGCCCCCUACAACCUCGGCGGCACCGCCACCCACGAGGUCGGCCACUGGCUCGGCCUGUACCACACCUUCCAGGGCGGCUGCACCGGCACCGGCGACUCCAUCGCCGACACGCCCGCUCAGACCGGCUGGGAGGCCGGCUGCCCCACCACCAGGGACUCUUGCCCCAACAACGCCGGCCUGGACCCCGUCCACAACUACAUGGGCUACUCCGACGAUGCCUGCUACACCGAGUUCACUCCCAACCAGGAGACCCGCAUCUUCAGCAUGUGGGAGCAGUACCGUGCUUAG
Diplodia corticola is the source of this 831-nucleotide messenger RNA. Its product is annotated as metalloprotease. The record is from RefSeq and is a predicted model, not a curated record. Lineage: Eukaryota; Fungi; Ascomycota; Dothideomycetes; Botryosphaeriales; Botryosphaeriaceae. Gene Ontology annotation, molecular function: metallopeptidase activity. The transcript has 3 exons. Bases 1 to 831 code for a protein of 276 amino acids.